Arabidopsis lyrata subsp. lyrata is the source of this 1159-nucleotide messenger RNA. RefSeq lists its product as uncharacterized. NCBI's taxonomy places the organism in Eukaryota, Viridiplantae, Streptophyta, Magnoliopsida, Brassicales, Brassicaceae. The transcript has a single exon. The record is from RefSeq and is a predicted model, not a curated record. Bases 513 to 992 code for a protein of 159 amino acids.
AUUAGAAAAAAAAAAAAAAAAAAAAAGCUUUACACUAAUCAUCAUGAAACGCCUGUGAAACUUGAUGUAUUUAUCUCAUCCAAUAUUUAUCUUAAGUUAAAAGAUAAAACUUCUUCAACUUGAGGAAACUUGUUAUUUUUCCUUAAAAUAUAUCUAAAAGUCAUUUAAGAAAAAUAUUGUGUGUAGCAUAUUCUGAUAUUUACUUAAAUAGUCAGUGUAAAUAUGUGUGAUGUGUACAGCAAAAGAAAAUUCCACUUCAUAUGUGAAAAUAUUGUAAUUGUAGAUUUCACCUUUAUUUAAUUUAAUUAGUAUUGAAAACUAUAUUGAAAAGAAAACCUCCAACGGCUACUUAAUACAUAUAAUGGAAAAAGUAGACAACCGACCAUAUGACUUUUCACAGGUUGGCUUGGCGCUCCUGCGUAGAUCUAAAAACUCAAAACUUUUCAUCUUUUAUAAAUCUUGAACAUUGAUGUCCAUUCGAAGAAUUAAGCCCUAAAGUAUUUUAAAUUAAAAUGUCCCAAAGAAGAAGACCAAUUUUCCAGAGGGUCUCGAAACUACUAAAAGUCUCGAUCUUGAGAAGACCCAUCAUCCCAAGACUCAAGCUUAUUCCCAUAAAACGAAGAAGAUCAUCCAAAAGGGUCAAACUCCUUCAGCAAUACAACUAUAAAUUUCUCCAAGAGUAUCAAUUCUCUCCUUCAAGUACAUCGCUUAUCCGAUGCUGCCCGAAGAGAAUUCGGUUAUCUAGUUCGAGUCUUAAACGCAUUUACGGGUUAUUGUUUCUUUCUCGGUGUAUUGGCAAGGAUUGCACAAUAACGCGAAGUUGGAUGGAGAUGGAGCCUUUGCAUUGUGCCCUUAAAGUUGCUUCUCCUACAAGGGAGCUUCUGCAUCCGUUCGAUUACUUCAGCGAAGAUGAUUCAAUUGACGUGAAGGCUGAGAGAUUCAUCGAAAAGUUCUACGAUGAGAUGAGGAUGCAGGCGCGGGAAUUUGCUUGAUUGAUCAAACGUCAAGUGUUAAUUACUUUUUGAAUUUUGGAAUCUUUUUUUCUUGUGUUAGUUUUCUUUUUACACGUGAUUGGUAUUGUUAAUUGUCUCCGCAUCAUAUUUAAGAUCUUGGAGACUCAGUUAUUUCGCUCUAUUUGAGUAUUUGAUUCUAUCAAUUU